Molecule: messenger RNA, 1283 nt
Organism: Lemur catta (Ring-tailed lemur)
Lineage: Eukaryota; Metazoa; Chordata; Mammalia; Primates; Lemuridae
Gene: METTL2A
Product: methyltransferase 2A, methylcytidine
Exons: 9
Coding region: 30-1166 (378 amino acids)
Molecular function (GO): tRNA (cytidine-N3)-methyltransferase activity
Source: RefSeq, a predicted model, not a curated record
GAAAGGAACGCAUUUCCGGCUCCGGUGUCAUGGCUGGUUGCUACCGUGAAGAGGUGCCCGUGGCCCGUGGCGGAAAGAGGCAGCAGUUCGGGAGCCGGUUCCUGAGCGACCCGGCGCGCGUCUUCCACCACAAUGCCUGGGACAAUGUGGAGUGGUCGGAAGAGCAGGCCGCGGCAGCGGAGAGGAAAGUCCAGGAGAACAGUUCCCAGCGGGUGUGCCAGGAGAAACAAGUUGAUUAUGAGAUCAAUGCCCACAAAUACUGGAAUGACUUCUACAAAAUCCACGAAAAUGGGUUUUUCAAGGAUAGACAUUGGCUUUUUACCGAAUUCCCUGAGCUGGCGCCUAGCCAAAACCAAAAUCCUUUGAAUGGCUUGCUCUUGGAGAACAAGAGUGAAAUACCUCAAUCUGGAAGCUGUGAGGAUGGACCUGGUUUAAAAAUAGAAGAACAGCACAAGUGUUCUUUGAACAGCCUUAGUCAUGAAACACAGAUGCCUCCUGUGGAGGAGAAUGUAACUAAGAAACUCAGUCAACUGGAAAUUUGUGCUGAUGAGUUUCCUGGAUCCUCAGCCACCUACCGAAUACUUGAGGUUGGGUGUGGUGUGGGAAACACAGUCUUUCCAAUUUUACAAACUAACAAUGACCCAGGACUCUUUGUUUACUGUUGUGAUUUUUCUCCCACAGCUAUAGAACUCGUUCAGACAAAUUCAGAAUAUGAUCCUUCUCGGUGUUUUGCCUUUGUUCAUGACCUGUGUGAUGAAGAUAAGAGUUACCCAGUGCCCACAGACAGCCUUGACAUCAUUGUUCUCAUAUUUGUUCUUUCAGCAAUUGUUCCAGACAAGAUGCAGAAGGCUAUCGACAGGCUGAGCAGGCUUCUGAAGCCUGGAGGGAUGAUGCUUCUGCGAGAUUAUGGCCGCUACGACAUGGCCCAGCUUCGGUUUAAAAAAGGUCAGUGUCUGUCUGGAAAUUUCUAUGUGAGAGGUGAUGGCACCAGAGUUUACUUCUUCACACAAGAUGAACUGGACACACUUUUCACUACUGCUGGACUGGAAAAGGUUCAGAACCUGGUGGAUCGUCGACUGCAAGUGAACCGAGGGAAACAGCUGACAAUGUACCGAGUUUGGAUUCAGUGCAAAUAUCGCAAGCCUCUUCUGUCCAAUGCUAGCUGAGAGACACCUGGUGCUGACACAACACGAGCUCAUUGUGUUGAGGGGUUUUUUGUUUGUUUCUUUUUGAGAGAGAGUCUCACUCUGUUGCCCAAGCUGGGGUGCAGUGAUGCAGUCAUA